Closterium sp. Naga37s-1 is the source of this 408-nucleotide messenger RNA. The record is from the annotation of a GenBank genome assembly. NCBI's taxonomy places the organism in Eukaryota, Viridiplantae, Streptophyta, Zygnematophyceae, Desmidiales, Closteriaceae.
AUGGCAAUAGUGAAAGAUUCCUCAUGGGUUCCUACGUGCUCCCUUCCUUCUCCCUCCACCUCUCCCCCCCCAUCCUCCUCCCCUCCCCCUUUCCCCUCCCCAUCCCCCUCCGCCUCCCCUUCCCCCUCCCCCUCCCCCUCCCCUUCCCCCUCCGCCUUCCCCCGCUUCCUCACCUACGAGUGGUACCAUGGCUGCGGCGGUCUGGGGGACACGCUCCUGGGUCUCGCCUCUACAUUUGUCGUCGCGCUAUUGGACGGCCGCGUGCUGCUGAUUCGUCACCGCUGCCUGCCGUUCGCCUUUGAGCCGAACCUUAUGGACUGGAGAUUCCCGUCCACAUCAGCAUCUGGUGGCGGCGACAACCAACCAGGAUCGGCGAGCUUUGGUUCAGACGACCCUGAAUCCGCCUAA